AUGAAGGUCACCACGAUUCUUGCUGCUUUCUUGCCUGUCUUGGCGCUGGCCCAGACCUCAAGCGGCGAUACGACAACGGUCACCUCUACGGCUACCCAGACCAAGACCAUCACUCUCGAGCGCGCUCACACCACUACCAUGACCUACGGCACCGGCAACAGCACUGCGACGUUCAAGCCUACCGGCUCCGUCGUCGCCUCUGCAACUGCCGCGGCGACCGCUGCAACCACUUCGAAAUCCAGUGCGGGCGCCGCUCUCAAUGCUGGUAACCUGGCGCUUGCUGGUGUUGCCGGUAUGGUCGCUGCUGUUCUGUUGUAA
This is a messenger RNA of Colletotrichum acutatum, 318 nucleotides long. RefSeq lists its product as uncharacterized. The transcript has a single exon. Bases 1 to 318 code for a protein of 105 amino acids. NCBI's taxonomy places the organism in Eukaryota, Fungi, Ascomycota, Sordariomycetes, Glomerellales, Glomerellaceae. The record is from RefSeq and is a predicted model, not a curated record.